This is a messenger RNA of Xyrichtys novacula (pearly razorfish), 12913 nucleotides long. The record is from the annotation of a GenBank genome assembly. Lineage: Eukaryota; Metazoa; Chordata; Actinopteri; Labriformes; Labridae.
AGUUUCAUUUCCGGUCACAAAUGCUCCUCUCUAACCGAGCACAGUUAGCAUGUAGCAGGAUAAGCUAACGUGGGUCUCUUGGUCCCUCCUGGUCCCGGUGUGUGGUCCUGGUCCGUUUCUUGGAUGUGUGUAAAAUGUCCGGGUUUGAGAAUCUGAAACAUCUGCUCCUGACAGGACAAACAAGAUCUGGAGAAGAUCGGUCGGGGUGUAUGGUGUCACAUAGGGGAGAGUGGGGUAAGUUGAGCCACCCCCUGUUUCUAUGAAAUGGUAAAAGAAAUUGAUCAUGUGACCAAAUAUUAAGGAGAUGGGCAUCAAUUCAUGGAGUCUGUGAAGGUUAGAAGCACAUGGGUGAAGGGGUUAGACAUUUAUUUCCGAAAAAACAUUUUUCACGUUCGAAAGUGAAUUUAGUCUGUCAUAAGUUUGAUUAGAAUUGUGUUCAGAUAAAAAAAAAGAUCAUUUUAAAUUACUUUUAUACAUUAAUUGUGGUAUCUAUGAGCUACAACAUGAGGUCAAAAACCUUAUAUGAAGGUCCACCACUUUAGCUUAGAGGACUAAUAAAGUCAUCAUUGUAGUUCUGGGGUAGCUGAGAAAGUAAAGGAGUCUGAUGAGAGGAUCAGAGUUUCAGUUCAGAUUGUUGAAAUAUUUGACAGCUGUGAAUGUUCUGAAUCACUUAACCCUUGUGUUCCCUUUUUACACUCUUUCAUCCUCUUCUGGCUGUUUAUGUCCUCUAACUUUAGCUGCUGUAAAACAUAUCAGAGAGAUUUAUUUUUCAUUUUUUUUCCUCAGAUAUCUUCAUCAAGCUCAGUCCUGAUGCAAAAUACUGAUUUUUAAAUAAUAAAUAGUGGUUUUAACCCUUUAAAUACCAGUUACAGAGGUGAUGUCACUGAUUGAGGAAAAAAAACACACAAAAUGACUGAUUUUCAUUUUAAAAAAUGAUCAGAGGCUGUAGAUUUUUUGCAUGCUAUCACACUAAUGGAUAUGUCAAAUAUUAUCAACAACAUUGAGUUUGAUGCAUUAUUAUUUUUUGCACAGCGUCAGAUUUUAACUUUUACACCCUUUCGCUCUCUUCUUGCUGUUUUUGUCCACUAAAUUUAGCUGCUGUAAAAACAUAUCAGAGAGAUAUUUUUUAAAACUUUUUUUUCUCAGAUCUCUUCAUCAAGCUCAGUCCUGAUACAAAAUGCUUAAUUUUUCAACUUAGCCCAUACACAAGGUAAGUUGACCAUAGGAGACCACUUUUUUUUAGUAUGCUAUAUUAUCAAGAUUACAGUUCUGUUUACACUCAUUCUGUUGGUUUGCAAGGAUGAACAACAUCCUGAAAUACAUGCAGAUACACUAGUUAGAGACAAAACUAGGAUUGACUUGAUGUAGUGAUCCCAAAUAUGAAAAAUGGAUUCAGGACAGUAAACCCGGAUCUUGUUUGUACCUGCCCCUGGUUCUCUCCAGAACAGGGGUCCGUUUCACGUAGCAGGUUUAAUGGAAACUCGGAGUCUGUUAACCCUGAAAUCAGGGAAACUCUGAGUUUUCCGUUUCACAAAGGAGGGUUAGUUAAACCAGAGAGAGAGGGGUAACUCUAACCUGUUUCACAAAGAGAGGUAACUCAACCUCGCGGUCAGUUACCACAGUAACAGACUCUGUGAACCUAACCUGCUCGGGAGCAGGUUUAACUCAGUAAACCCAGAGUUUCAGGUGAGACAUCGGCAUUUUCUCAUUUUGAUCAUGUUUUACAUUGUCAAGUAAGUAUUAAGUGGCAGUUUGAUCCCUUAAAAAAUGCUCUUUUCACACUCAAAACUGAAUUUUACUCUCUUAUGAUGUUCCGUUAAAUGAUUAGGAAUAUUAAACUAACACAAAAACGGGUGGUGGUCCAGCAGCCCCACCUUUAACGGAGGCAGAGGAGCUGCCCCCCACCCCCCCGUUCGACGAUCGCGGCCGGUCCGAUCGCAAAUCUCCCCCCACACGCACACGCACACCAGUCCGACGAUCGCUGCUACGGGGUGGGGGGGGGGGGGGGGAGCAGCUCCUCUGCCUCCGUUAAAGGUGGGGCUGCUGGGCCACCACCCGUUUUUCUGGCAUCUGCCCUCUUUCUGUUUGCUGAGUGAAAGUCUAAUAUUGAGUGUAGUGUGUGUUAGUUUAAUAUAUGUACAUAUACAUACUGAGAGUUAGUUUAAUAUUCCUAAUCAUUUAACAGAACAUCAUAAGAGAGUAAAAUUCAUUUUUGAGUGUGAAAAGAGCAUUUUCUAAGGGAUCAAACUGCCACUUAAUACUUACUUGACAAUGUAAAACAUGAUCAAAAUGAUUCAAGCAGUUUCCCUGCAACAGUCUGUCAUUGUGAUUGCACGAGACUAGAUUUAAAGUUACGCAUUGACGCGAGCAGCGAUUUCCUCCCAAGCCCUCUCCCUCUCCUUUGCAGCUGCUGCUGUAUUGCACUUUCUUUUAAAAACGUGCUGUAAUUCGCCGUUGGCUUGCUGCUGCCCCCUCCUUCUCCCUGUUUCCAUUGGUUGAUCAUUGAAUCUGGGCUCCACAGAUGCUGGCUGUUUAUGUCUGGCGUGCACGUGCUUAACUCCAGGUCAAACUACUCGGAGUUGCUAAAACUGUCUCAAAUCAGGUGUUGUGAAACCGGAAACUCAGAGUUUCUUAUCUCAGAGUAGAUCAACUCAGAGUUAAGGAUUUGACUCAGAGUUUGUUGAACCACCUACGUGAAACGGACCACAGGGGCCUGUUCUACGAAGCAAGUUCAACCUAGCGAGGUAGCCUUGGAGCUACCUCACUCAACUUAGCGAGGUAGCCGGCGGUCUCGCUACACGGUUUUACGACGCUGGUUAACAACCUCGUAAGUUGAUCCAGCUUUGCUAUGAGCGCGUGCACACAUGUAAGGCGGAGCCCGCCGCAUCUGACCAAUCGCGAACAUGGAUCAGUCUGGAGCGUCAGAGCAGGCUGGAGAGUGAAGGACCGUGUACUUUACAAACGAGGAGCAGGAGACGAUCAUGAGAAAGUACGAAGAAUUAAAAUCUAUCAUAAACCUCAAAAGCAACAACACCGUCGCCGCCGCAAAAGCACGGAGGGAACGCUGGCAGAAAAGUAAUCUUUGAUGCCAUUAUCACCCUGAAAUAGCGCUGUUCAACAUGCGCUUUUAACUAAGGUGACAGUCCCCGAAUUGGAUGAUCUGUCCCCGGCUAAAGCUGUCCCCGAAAAUGUCCCUGAUUUAAGCGUUUCAUGAAUGAGAACAAAAAUGUUGCAUGUGGGCUAGAACAACGGUUAUUACAGUAGGUAGGAAGCACAAGUAAGCAGUCCUGAACAACAGUAUUUACGGGGGUUAUUAUAAGGGGCGUGCGCUGCUACUAAAUAGUACCGAGAUGUUGUCUGUGAUCGCGCAGCCCCUGCAGCCCAUGUCCAUUCAUUCCCAAGAUGAAUCAUUCAUGUGUUCAUUCCUAUCGUGUUUACAUGUUUUGUGUAAUAUGUCGGCCAUAUGAGCCUUUCAUAAAGGUGGUCAUCCGGAGAAAACUCUCCCUGAAAACUCUCGCGAGCCGGAGUGUUCCUCCUCGGACAAUGCGAGCACCGAGGUCUACAGGAUCCUCCAAGAACGGACAAGUCGUUUUUCGAGAGAGCUCAUUGGUCAGUGGGCGGGGUUUUUAUACUCGGUGAGUUCAAUCUGGAACUUAACCUGCCCCGGAGCAGGUUAGCCCUUCAGCGUAUGUUGCUAUGGAGACUCGCCUCGCUAAGAAGUGAACCCGCGUCGUAGAACAGGAAACCCCGAACUUAUCCUCGAAGUUAUCUCGCUAAGCAGUAAUCCUGCUUCGUAGAACAGGCCCCAGGUCUCUAGUGUAAGGGGACCUCGCAGCCUGCGGUGCCCCCUGCUGGAAAAACUAGAAAAUACCAUUUAGCCUCCCUUUUACAAACUAAAUCCUGUUUGUCUGAGUGGAAGAAAAAAAAACGUUUUUAAAAAGUCGUCAAAGUUCUGCAGAGCUAUCAUUAAACCUCCGAUUUGACUUUAACUCUUAAACAUUUGAUCAGACUGCAGAGCCAACAAAUCCUUCAGUCUUGAAGAGCUUUUAUAAAACCUCCUUUAGAACCUCAAGAACCAGAAUCAGAAACAGAAUCAGAACCAGCCAAGUAUGUGUGAACAUACGAGGACUUUGACUCUGGUGAACUUUGUUCUCUGUGUUCAAACAUCGAACACAUGAUUGACACUAAAUUGCUGAGGCAUAGACCUUGAACUGAGAUGCUGACUGUCUGAGUGUUCUGGUGAGAAAUAAUUUAGUCUUUAUAAAACAGGAGAGUGAUGAAGACGAGGAGGAGGAGGAGGAGGAAGAGGAACUUUAGUUUUUAAAAAGAGAAAAAAAACAUCAAGUCUAAGAAUUCGAACAGAAGAGAGAAGGUAAAAGUUCAACAACGCUACAGCCUCUCUCUCCUCCUCCUCUUCUCUCUCCUCCUCCUUUUCUCUCUCCUCCUCCUCCUCUUCUCUCUCCUCUUUCACUCCUCCUCCUCCUCUUAUCUCUUCUUGUCCUCAUUCUCUCUCUCCUGAUCCUCCUCCUCUUCUCUCUCCUCCUCCCCCCUUCUCUUCUCUAUUCUCCUCCUCUUUCUCUCCUCCGUCUCUCCUUCUCUAUUCUCCUCCUCUUUCUCUCCUCAUCCUCUUCUCUCUUCUCUUCCUCUUUCUCUCCUCCUCCUUCUCUUCUCUCUUGUCUUCCUCUUUCCAUCCUCCUCUCCCUCUUCUCUAUUCUCUUCCUCCUCCUCCUCUUGUUUAUUCUCAUCCUCUUUCUCUCCUCCUCCUCUCUCUUCUCUUCCUCCUCCUCCUACUCCUCCUCUCUCUUCUCUUUCACUCCUCCUCCUCCUCCUCUUAUCUCUUCUUGUCCUCUUUCUCUCUCUCCUGCUCCUCCACUUCUCUCUCCUCCUCCUCCCCCUUCUCUUCUCUAUUCUCCUCCUUUUUCUCUCCUCCUCCUCCUCUUCUCUAUUCUCUUCCUCUUUCUCUCCUCCUCCUCCUCUACUCUUUUCCUCUUCUUUUCCUCCUCCUCCUCUUCUCCCUUCUCUUCCUCCUCCUUCUCUUCUCUAUUUUCCUCUUCUUCUCCCCUCUCUUCCUCGUCCUCCUCUUCUCUUUUUUACUUCUCUUUCUCUCCUCCUCCUCCUCCCCCUUCUCUAUUUUUCUUCUUUCUCUCCUCAUCUUCUCUAUUCCCCUCCUCUUUCUCUCCUCCUCCUCUUCUCUCUUCUCUUCCUCUUUCCCUCCUCCUCCUCUUCUCCCUUCUCUUUCUCCCCCUCCUCUUCUCCCUUCUCUUCCUCCUCCUCCUCUUCUCUCUCCUCCUCCUCCUCUUCCUCUUCUCUCUUCUUUUCCUCUUUCUCUCCUCCUCCCCCUCUCUCUCUCCUCCUUUCCUUCUUUUUUUGCACUAUUUUUAAUGUAAGAUUCUCAUAAUUGAAGUUAUUAUUAUUAUUAUAGUUAUUGUUACAUUUUUCUAAUCUUUUUGUCAACUUUUGAAAUGGUAAUAAAAAUGUAUGCCUUUAUUUUGAAAGGACACACCAGUUUCCUUUAACCCAUGAAGACCUGAACCCUGUCUGAGACUUUGAAAUCCUGAAAAGGGCCCCCAGAUCCUGAGGUUUUCUCAAGUGUUGAGGUUUACAAAAAGCUGAUCGUAUUUGAGAGUUUACAUGUGUGGCUUUCAAGAUACCUAUCUUUUAUUUUUCCGAACCUUCAUCACAUUAUUGAGAACCUUGAACAAACAAACUCAAAUGAAGUAAAGCAGCUGUAUAAAUAAAAGUAAAGACUCUGCACUGGAGAAUAACAAACUAUUUACUUUCUGUAAAAAAAAAGUGGCGGUCAUGAUAAAGUGUCCAUUCAAUACAAAUGUAAAUAUACACUCACCGGCCACUUUAUUAGGUACACCUGUCCAACUGCUCGUUAACACUUAAUUUCUAAUCAGCCAAUCACAUGGCGGCAACUUAGUGCAUUUAGGCAUGUAGACAUGGUCAAGACAAUCUCCUGCAGUUCAAACCGAGCAUCAGUAUGGGGAAGAAAGGUGAUUUGAGUGACUUUGAACGUGGCAUGGUUGUUGGUGCCAGAAGGGCUGGUCUGAGUAUUUCAGAAACUGCUGAUCUACUGGGAUUUUCACGCACAACCAUCUCUAGAGUUUACAGAGAAUGGUCAGAAAAAGAAAAAAUAUCCAGUGAGCGGCAGUUCUGUGGGCGGAAAUGCCUUGUUGAUGCCAGAGGUCAGAGGAGAAUGGCCAGACUGGUUCGAGCUGAUAGAAAGGCAACAGUGACUCAAAUAACCACCCGUUACAACCAAGGUAGGCAGAAGAGCAUCUCUGAACGCACAGUACGUCGAACUUUGAGGCAGAUGGGCUACAGCAGCAGAAGACCACGCCGGGUGCCACUCCUUUCAGCUAAGAACAGGAAACUGAGGCUACAAUUUGCACAAGCUCAUCGAAAUUGGACAAUAGAAGAUUAGAAAAACGUUGCCUGGUCUGAUGAGUCUCGAUUUCUGCUGCGACAUUCGGAUGGUAGGGUCAGAAUUUGGCGUCAACAACAUGAAAGCAUGGAUCCAUCCUGCCUUGUAUCAACGGUUCAGGCUGGUGGUGGUGGUGUCAUGGUGUGAGGAAUAUUUUCUUGGCACUCUUUGGGCCCCUUGGUACCAAUUGAGCAUCGUUGCAACGCCACAGCCUACCUGAGUAUUGUUGCUGACCAUGUCCAUCCCUUUAUGACCACAAGUUACCCAACUUCUGAUGGCUACUUUCAGCAGGAUAAUGCGCCAUGUCAUAAAGCUGGAAUCAUCUCAGACUGGUUUCUUGAACAUGACAAUGAGUUCACUGUACUCAAAUGGCCUCCACAGUCACCAGAUCUCAAUCCAAUAGAGCAUCUUUGGGAUGUGGUGGAACGGGAGAUUCGCAUCAUGGAUGUGCAGCCGACAAAUCUGCGGCAACUGUGUGAUGCCAUCAUGUCAAUAUGGACCAAGCUCUCUGAGGAAUGCUUCCAGCACCUUGUUGAAUCUAUGCCACGAAGAAUUGAGGCAGUUCUGAAGGCAAAAGGGGGUCCAACCCGUUACUAGCAUGGUGUACCUAAUAAAGUGGCCGGUGAGUGUAGAAAAUAAGGUGUUGAAAGGGUAUGCAGCUGCCCUAGUAUAAUGCCAGUACAAAGGAACACUAAAAACUUAAAAAAUAGAUAAAUCAAUAAAUACGUGGCUGACAGUGUGUUCAUCUCUGUGCUCAGCUAAAGUCAUGCAACACUGUGUGAGCCAAAGACCUCAAUAUGUAGAGGUUGUUCACACUGCUGGAUGUUUGUCCUCCAAAGCUGCUCUCUGCCUCCGUCAUUGUGUCUUUUCCUCAUGACGCAUGUAGCAAGAUCCGAGCAUGAAUCUGAGCUUUAUUAGCCUAUCAGAGGCAGACGGGUAUGAUGAUUUGAUUCGCCAUGAUUCCAGAAAUGACUGAAAAACUACAGAAUGUUACAAAAUGGCAUAUUCGCGCUCCAGGCUUAAAGGGUAGAAAUGCGCAGCACCGCUGAUUUGGAAGGUUGAAAUGCGUACGCGCUGUCCUGGUUUAAGUGGGUUUAUAGAUACUAGAGUUACAGGACUGAAUAAAAACAGUUGACAGUCUUUCAUGUACUAGCAUCUCUGAAGAGACACUAACUCUUGUUCUGUCUCGGCUGUGUUUCUGUCUCUGUUAUCAGGACAGACGUGGAGAUCCUGCUGAUGGACACAAGGUUUGAAAACAAAGAUCAUCUACUCCUGAAUCAACAGCAGGUGGCGCCGUUCUGUUUUGAGGACAUGGAUCGUUCCGCGUCAGGUCGCUCCGGUACCUUUUAUUUCGGAGGAAUAUUUCCACAAAUACAGAAGACAAAUGUUCAACUGUGUGUCUCUUUGUGUCUCUCCUGCAGACGUCCAGCAGCUGUCCAGGGUUAAAGAAGAACCUCUCGACCAGCAGGACCCAGCAGAACCAGAACCCCCCCACAUUAAAGAGGAAGAGGAGGAAGUGUGGAGCAGUCAGGAGGGAGAGCAGCUUCAAGGACUGGAGGAGGCUGAUACCAGCAAGUUCUCCUUCACUCCUGUCUGUGUGAAGAGUGAAGAUGAUGAAGAGGAACCUCAGUCCUCACAGCUUCAUCAGAGACCAAGGGACCAGAUGGAACCAGGAGCUGGUGGAGAGGACUGUGGGGGACCAGGACCAGAACCAGAGAGUUCUUUACAAGCAGAGAUCGAGGUGGAGAUUGAGGACUCAGAGACUGAAGACAGCGAUGAAGAUCAAACAGGUUCAAACUGUUUAGAAAAUAUAAAUGAGAGAAAAACGAAUAUCAGGAGGAAGUCCCACUGCUGUCCUCUGUGUGGAAAAACAUUCAAAAGAAAUGGACAUCUAACUGAACACAUGUCAGUUCACACAGGAGAGAGACCUUUCAGCUGCUCUGUGUGUAACAAAAGAUUUCCCCAAAGAAGACAUCUGAUUAGACACAUGUCCAUUCACACAGGAGAGAAACCUUUCAGCUGCUCUGAGUGCGGGAAAAGAUUCACACAGAAAAUUCAUCUGAUCAGACACAUGUCCCUUCACAGCGGAGAGCAACCUUUCCGCUGCUCUGAGUGUGAUAAGAGAUUUACUCAGAAAAUACACCUGACUGAACAUAUGUUAGUUCACACUGGAGAGAAACCAUUCAGCUGCUCUGUGUGCGGGAAAAGCUUUAUGCAAGGGAGACAUCUGACCAAACAUAUAUCAGUCCACAAUGGAGAUAAACCGUUCAGCUGUUCCAUCUGUGGUAAAAAGUUCACCGGGAAAGAAUAUGUCAACCGCCAUAUGAGACUUCACUCAGGGGAGAAACCGUUCGGCUGCUCUGUGUGUGGGAAAAGAUUCAAUGAAAAGGGAAAUCUGAACAAACACAUGCCUGUCCACACAGGAGAGAAACCGUUUAGCUGCUCUGUGUGUGGGAAAAGCUUUACUGAGAAGGGAAGUGUCGCCUUACACAUGAGAGUUCACACGGGAGAGAAACCGUACAGCUGCUCCGUGUGCAGGAAAAACUUCACCCAGAAAGGAAAUCUGAAAACACACAUGUCAGUUCACAGAAAAGAGGAAGUCCUGAUGACGUAGAGCGGAGGAGCACGGAUCAGCUGAUUCAGUAUCAGGAUAUUGCUCCGUCUGAGUCGAUCAAAGUUUAAAACCAAAGUUUUAAUUUUUGAGCAGCAGCACAGUCUGUUCUCAAUGAUCUGUUACAGACCCACACAAGGAUCAGUUCUGCUGUGGGUCGGACCCCCCUGAGGGAUCUUUAAUAACAAGUUAAUACUGAGGCUGAGGGAUGAGGAACUGUUCCAGCUCAGGGUUUGAGUCUCUGCUCAGUCUGUGGAUUCUUCCUCAGGUGAACUCGUGACUCUAAACUCUACCUGAGAGGAUGUUUGUCUCUUCCUGUUAACCCCAGAGUGGACACUCUCUCACCCCUGUCCUGGGCGAAGGAUAUAAAAAUACUCUUAAAUGAAUAAACAGUUAAUGAUGUGAACAAUGGAAAGUGAAUCUGACACACAGAGAUGGAAACAUCCACACUUAGAGUUUGACUCUAAAGAAGCAGCAGGAUGGAGAAUGUGUCAUCUCAGUAACGAGUACCGUAUUUUUUUUCACACCAUAAGGCGCACCAUCAAUGAACUUUUUGCGUCUAUUUUCAUACAUAAGGCGUAUGCUGCAGUGCUCUGACAAGCCAAAAGGGUUUUAAGUGCGCCUUAUAGUGCGAAAAAUACGGUAGAUACAGCAGCUUCUCGUCCUGAAGUGGUCCGCUAAAAAACCUUUGGAUGGUCUCCCCGGUUCCCCUCAGACCAUCAUGAUUCUGGCCCUGGAUUGGGACUCUGUUUCAGUGACAGUGGGACAGCAUGCUCACCCUCAUGUCCAUUUUUUUCAUGCAAAAUCCUGACGUCAGCUGACGUUUCUUUUUACUGUCUGUGAUCAAAAAGGCCUAGCUGAAAGUUACGGUAGGAGAAAGAUCAGGAUUUAUUUUUUAUUUUUCAAUUCUGUCUCUGAAAUGUUUCAGGUUGAGCCCCUGUAAAGAGGUCAAAGGAAGAACAUCUCAAUCUGACUGAACGACUUUGAACCGUCAGCAUGUUUUUCUUGGUGAGAGUUUAAGAUCAGCAGCAGAGAACAGAAGUAAUCGAUCAUGAUGUGAUUGAUUAGGUCUCAUUAUUCAGUUGAAUCUGUUUCUCUCUUAUUUGUCUGUUUGUUUCUGUUCUAAUGUGAAUAAAACUGAAGUCUCUGAUCUGCUGAAUCAUCAUUUCUGUCCUGAUCUGGGGCCUAUUCUACGAAGCAGGAUUACUGCUUAGCGAGGAAACUUUGAGGGUAAGUUCGGGGUUUCGAACUUACCCUCGACAAUGACUUUAAUGAUCAACUUUAAAGGAGAGGACAGGAGAAGACUUUCUUAACCUGCAGAGAGAACAGCUGAGAGUCCUUCACUUUGGAAAGAAGAUCAGCUGACGGUGAGAAGAUCAAGAUAAUUCUCACCACCAGCUUUGCUAUGAGCGCGUGCACGCAUGUAAGGCGGAGCCCGCUGCAUCCGACCAAUCGCGAACAUGGGCCAGUUUGGAGUGUCAGAGCAGGCCGAAGAGUAAAGGACUCCGUACUUUACAAACAAGGAGCAGGAAACGAUCAUGAUAAAGUAUGAAGAAUUCAAAUCUAUCAUAAACCUCAAAAGCAACACCGUCGCCGCUGCAAAAGCACGGAAGGAAUGCUGGCAGAAAAUUGCCGACAGUCUCAAUGCGGAAGUAUAGUGUGCAAAAAAUCUUUGAUGCCAUUAUCACCCUGAAAUAGCACUGUUCAACAUGCGCUUUCAACAUGCACCAGACAUGUCUAAUUCAUUUCCAAGAUUAAUUCAUUUAUUUGUUCAUUCCUGUCAUGUUUACAUUUUUUGUGUGAUAUGUAGGCCAUAUGAGCCUUUCAUAAAGGUGAUCAUCCGGAAAAGUAAGUUGGUCCAUGCGGUCCCUGAAAACUCUUGUGCGCCAGAGCGCUCCUCGGACAAUGCGAGCACUAAGGUCUAUAGGAUCCUCCAAGAAUGGACAAGCCAUUUUUCGAGAGAGCUCAUUGGUCAGUGGGCGGGGUUUUUAUACUCCCUGUGUUCAAUCUGAAACCUAACCUGCCCCAGAGCAGGUAAGCCAUUCAAUAUACAUUGCCAUGGAGACUUGCCUCGCUAAGAAGUGAACCCGCGUCAUAGAACAGGAAACCCCAAACUUACCCUCGAAGUUACCUCGCUAAGCAUUCAGUUUAUGAAAUAUGGUGAGAGAAAUUCUGAAAAAUGUUUUUAAAAUUAUUAUAUUAUUAUUAUUAUGAUUGUUAUCAUUAUUACUGUUAUUAUUGUUAAAAUAAUUAUUAUCAUUGUUAUUAUUAUUAUUAUUAUUGCUAUAAUUAUAAUAAGUAUUAAUAAUAAGUAUCAUUAUUAUUGUUGUUAUUGUUAUUUUAUUUAUUAUUGUUAUUAUAAUUUCUAUUUUUAUUAUUAUUAUUUAUAUUAUUGUUAUCAUUUUUUUAAAUUUAUUUAUUUUUAACUUAUUUAUUUUUUGUUAUUAUUAUUGUCGUUAUAAAAAUUAACAAUUAUUAUUAUUUUAUUUUUUAACAUUGUUGUUACUAUUAUUAUUUUUAUCUUUAUUUUUAUCAUUGUUAGCAUUAAUAUUAUUACUUUUAUUAUUGUUAUCAUCAUUAUGAGUUUAAAGUUAUAUUUAGGCCAUUUUUGCGAGAGAGUCAGGAAAAGUGGGGAAUAGAGAGUGACAUGCAGUGAUAGCGGGAAUUGCACCUUCUGCUGCUGCAAGGUCAGACUCAUCUGAUGGUUCUGAGCGUGAACUCAAAGUCUUUAGAGAGAAUCUGUUUUUUGUUUUUGAAACACAACAAGAAGAGUUAAUGUUACACAAGGGUCAAAUUUAAGAAUUAAAGAUGCUGAUUAUGUGAUCGACUGAUUUUCAGACAGAAACUAAUUUUUAUCGUCUUUCUCUGUUCCUCUUGGGUUUGUCCUGCAGAUGUCCAGCAGCUGUCCGGGGUUAAAGAACCCCCCCCCCCCCCCCCCCCCCCCCCCCCCCACACACACACACACACACACACACACACACACACAUUAAAGAGGAAGAGGAGGAAGUGUGGGGCAGUCAGGAGUGAGAGCAGCUUCAAGGACUGGAGGAGGCUGAUACCAGCAAGUUCUCCUUCACUUCUGUCUUUGUGAAAGGUGAAGAUGAUGAAGAGGAAUCUCAGCCCACACAGCUUCAUCAGAGACCAAGGGACCAGAUGGAACCAGGAGCUGAUGGAGAGGACUGUGGACAACCAGAACCAGACCAAAGAGUUCCUUACAAGCAGAGAUCAAGGUGGAGAUCGAGGACUCUUCUGAACCUGGGGAUAGUGAUGAAGAUGAUUUGUUAUGACAGUGUGUCAUUUAAACUGUAUUAAUUAUUGUAUUGUUUGUCGUUUUAUGGUGUAGAAGAGAGUUUUGUUUCUUCCCUCCUCUCUUUCUCUGCUUCUCUGGGCUGUAUUGCACGGGUGGUGCAUCCGGAUUGGAUGGCAGCGUGGAGACGCACCAGACGCGCAUUGGAGGACUGCUGUGGAGCGGAGGCUCGUGAUUGGUGGAGAGCUGAUGGGCAGCAUUUUAAACUGGGCUGAAGGAGUAGGGACGCCGACUCUUGUCACUUCGUCACUCCCAACAUCUCGCCAGAGCACAGCGUUUUCGAGCUAUCAUUGAGUUGACUUAUAUUGUGUGAUUUUGGAUUGUAUUAAAGGACCUUAGAGGGUCAUUGUAUUGUUAAAAGCAGUAGGUAUACAUAGGGGAGAGUGAGCCCUUGUUUUCUCCUGUUUUUGGGUAGGGAGUCAAAUUUAGGUUUGUAUAUGUUUUAUUUCUAUCAUAGAUGUCAGGUAAAGUAUUUUGAUUUAUAAGAGUGUUUUUUGUAACUGUUUGUUUUGCUUCCUCUCCCUGAGGUAUUUCAUGAGUAUUUGUAAAUAAAACAGAGAAAGAA